UCCUCGCAACUGCAGGCGCAGUCCCACCGCUUCAGCGUCACUCCUGCCGUGUCGCGUUGGCGUUGGCAUCGGCGUCGGAUCCCAGGCAAAGCAAGGGUCCGGUAUGGUUCGCAGGGGAAGUAUAUUAGCGUCAGGCUGGGCUGUAAAAGGCAGCCGCUUUAUUGGCGGAGGACGGAGGAAGGAAUUGAAUGGGCGCCACCGGUUUUCGCUAUAGGAUUCCUCCUGCACGGUAGAUUCGUCCCGUCCCUCUGUCAUUCUCCCUCGCCCGCUUCUCUUGUUCCUGCCUGCUCCCGUGCGGUGUCUGGUGCUGCUUUUGCUCUGGGCUUCGACGGCAUGGAGCCCGCAGGUGCGCCAUGGUGCGACCCUCGCCGAGGGUACGGAUACGGCUACGGCGGCGGAUCGGCCGUGGAGGCGCCGUCGAUGAGGGGGCAACAGCAGCAGCAGCCGCCACCACGGCCGGACGCUGCGUCCGUGGCGAGCGGCGGGGUGCUUAAGAGGAGCUUGAGCAAGAUGGAGCGGUGGCAGCAGGCGCUCUACCUGCGCUCGGUGAGGCAGCGCGUCGCCGCGCAGCCGGCGCACACGCCGCUCGACAUCAGGGCCGUGCUGGCUGGGGCCGCCUCACGGGCCUCGGGUUUCUCCGGGCCGCCUUCGGCUGGCUUUGCCGGGCUCUCGCCGCAGCCGUCGUCGACGUACUCCUCGCUUACGACCGCGUCACCCGUGGCUACGCCGCCACCGAUGCAGGUGCAGCAGCUGGUGCAGAGGCAGAUGAUGGCUGCGCCGUCCGCGCAGGCGGUCCAGGCGGUGGCCAGGGGGGCGGGUGCGAGGCCAGCGACAGCGAAGGAGCUGAUGUUGUUGCAGGAACUGGAAAAGCAGCUGCUUUGCGACGACGACGAAGAGGAGGCAGAUGCGGCGGGGAGCGCGUGCGGCUCCACAGUCACCAACUCUGCGUGGGGGGACACGAUACAGGAGCUCAACUCCAUCACGGCCGCGCCGUCCGCGUCGCUCCCGCUGGCGAGCGCGAUGAACAACAACUACAACAGCGUGCCCAUGUCAAGGUCGCCGACAAACUCCUCGUCUUCCACGGCCUCGUCGACAGCAUCCAGCUCACCGCCGACCACGGCAGCCUCAUCGCGGCAGCUGCUGUGCGAGGCUGCCGCUGCCGUAGCCGACGGCAACCACACAACGGCGGCCGCUCACCUUGCGGUCCUGAAGGUUGCAGCCGCCCCACGAGGCGACGCGAAACAGAGGCUGGUGGCCAUGAUGGCGGACGCCCUGUCUUCCCGCCUCGCCGCACCCUCGUCUCAACAUCUCGUGGCCCUCUGCAGCGCUGAGCAGCGCACGGCAUGCCAGCUCCUGCACGAUGUCUCCCCCUGCUUCGGCCUCGCCCUCCACGGCGCCAACCUCGCCAUCCUCGACGCAGUGGCCGACCACCGCGCCAUCCACCUGGUCGACUUCGACGUCAGCGUCGCGCAGCACAUCGCCCUCAUCCAUGCCCUCGCAAACCGCCGCGUGGCAGGCACUUCGCUCAAGGUCACCGCCGUCGCAGACCCCACGUCGCCGUUCACGCCAGCUCUAGCGCAGGAGCUCACCGCCACGGGCGAACAGCUCAAGAAGCACGCCCAGCAAGCCGGGGUGGAGUUCUGGUUCAAAGCAGUCAGCUGCCGCGCAGGAGAUAUCGAGGCGUCAAGGCUAAAGUGCGAGCCAGGGGAGGCGCUGGCCGUGAACCUCGCGUUCUCGCUCUCGCGCAUCCCCGACGAGAGCGUAUCGCCGGCGAACCCGCGCGACAAGCUCCUCCGCCGCGUGCGCGCCUUGGGCCCGCGGGUCGUGACCCUGGUGGAGCAGGAGCUGAACACAAACACGGCCCCUCUGGCGGCGCGGUUUUCCGACGCUUGCGCGCACUACGGCGCGGUGCUGGAGUCCCUGGACGCGACCCUGGGCCGCGACAGCGCGCAGAGGGUCCGGGCCGAGGUAGCCCUGGCCAACAAGGUUGCCAACGCGGUGGCGCGGGAGGGCCCGGACCGGGUGGAGCGGUGCGAGGUGUUCGGCAAGUGGCGCGCCCGGUUCGGCAUGGCGGGGUUCCGGCCCGUGGCGAUCGGUCAGAGCGUUUCCGACCGUGUCAAUGCCCGGCUCGGCCCUGCCCUGCCGGGGUUCGACGUCAAGCUCGACAACGGCCGGCUCGGGGUCGGGUGGAUGGGGCGCUUAGUCACCGUCGCCUCCGCCUGGCGUUAGCCUGGUGAGCUCAUCAGCUCACGGUCACGGCGUUGUUAUCGAUCAGUACCGAACUACCAGUCGUUUUCUCCUUUGUACCAUUGGUAAGGAAUGAUGAGUUUGUUACGCAUCCAAAGAUGCCUAGUUGUAACUCGAGAUUCUUUAUAGCUGCUACUAGUGCUGGUUGAUAGUACUGUAUAUGUCGAGGGAGUACUAAAUUAACUACAUCACACCUUGUUGCUAUC
Messenger RNA from Phragmites australis (common reed), 2453 nucleotides. RefSeq names its product scarecrow-like protein 8. Bases 334 to 2229 code for a protein of 631 amino acids. Lineage: Eukaryota; Viridiplantae; Streptophyta; Magnoliopsida; Poales; Poaceae. Gene Ontology annotation, biological process: regulation of DNA-templated transcription. The record is from RefSeq and is a predicted model, not a curated record. Gene Ontology annotation, molecular function: sequence-specific DNA binding; DNA-binding transcription factor activity. Gene Ontology annotation, cellular component: nucleus. The transcript has a single exon.